Zea mays is the source of this 2185-nucleotide messenger RNA. RefSeq names its product vWA superfamily protein. The transcript has 3 exons. The record is from RefSeq and is marked validated. NCBI's taxonomy places the organism in Eukaryota, Viridiplantae, Streptophyta, Magnoliopsida, Poales, Poaceae. Bases 45 to 1997 code for a protein of 650 amino acids.
AUCCAACCGCACAAGAAUUGCAUCAUCAUCGUUAGCUGCCACAGAUGGAGAUCUUCCAAGUGACGACGAUGAUCCUGCAGCAUCCGUUACUCACAUACUUCUUCUCUGCACUCCUGCUCACACAGCUGCUGACGGCGCCUAUUGCGGCGGCGGAGACAACGGUGAAAGUGAGCACCACCCCUAUCUUCCCCGAGAUCCCACAAGGCCAGGCGAGAAAGGACUUCCAAGUGCUGGUGCGCGUCGAGGCGCCGGCGCGUCCAGAGGCGCGCAUCCCCAUCGACGUCGUCGCCGUCCUCGAUGUCAGCGGCAGCAUGAACAACCCGGCGGCAGCGCCGACGGAGAGAACGAGAACGACGUCGAGGCUGGACCUGCUGAAGACGGCCGCCAAGUUCAUGGUCGCGAAACUCGAGGACGGAGACCGCCUCUCCAUCGUCGCGUUCAGCGAUCGGCCAGUCAGAGAACUGAGCUCCGGCUUGCUGUACAUGACUGCCGACGGCCGGAGGAACGCCAUUAGGAGCUUGGACCAGCUGGAGGCCCGCGGCGGCACUGCGCUCGUGCCGGCCUUCGAGGAGGCGGUGAAGGUCCUGGACGGGCGGCAGGGAGACGGCGGGGACCGCCUGGGCUUCAUCGUCCUCCUCACGGACGGCGCCGAGGACGCGAGCGGGUCGUUCACGUUGAGCGAGCGCCGCCGCGAGGUGAUCCGAGGCGCCCUCCGCAAGUACCCCGUCCACGCGUUCGGCCUCGGCACGGCGCACGGCCCCGAGGUCCUGCUGUACCUGGCCCAAGAGUCCCGCGGCACCUACUCCUUCGUCGACGGCGACAACGUCGGCGAGGUGGCCGGCGCCCUCGCCGUGUGCCUCGGCGGGCUGACCACCGUGGCCGCCGUGGACACGCGCGUGGUCCUCAGGGCCGACGAGCUGAACGGGGUGCGCGUAGACCGCGUCGACUCCGGCGGCCACGACAGCAGCGUCAGCUGCGGCGGGACCUCAUGCGAGGUCUCCGUGGGCGUCCUGUACGCCGGCGAGGCCAAGCAUUUCGUGGUCCACCUCCACGUGCCAGCUAUUACUGCGACGGCCUCGGCGUCAACGGAGGGCGGUUACUACUGCGACGGCCUCGGCGUGUGUGACCACUACCGCCACCACCGCCACCACCGCCACGGGCAGCACCUGCUCGCCGUCGGCUACUCGUACCGCAGCCAUCCGAGCGCCCGGGCGAUCACGGUAGAAGCGCACGGCGUGUUCGUGCAGCGGUCACCGGCGGUGUUAGACUUAGACGGCGGGCGGCACGCUCCUGUUAUUCCCUCCCCCUCCCCCGUGGUCCUGCAGCACAUCGUCCGGUUCGAGCUGCUGGAAGUGGUGGCAAACAGCCUCGUCCGCGGCGAGCUGAUCAGCAACGACGACAGAGCGCGUGCCGCGGACGUGCUGCAGGUCAAGUGGGAGGAGUUCAGGGCGUGCCACCAGUUCUGGGGCGGCGGGCUCCUCGACCUGAUGAGCGGCCUGGAGAAGGAGGUGGACGGCAUGGUGGGCAGCCUCAGGGCGGGGGUGGCGGCGUACGUCUACGCCUGGGUAUCGAGCCACCAGAUGCAGCGGGCCACCAGCAUCGGCUCGCCGGACAAGGCGGCCGUCGAGUUCCUGACGCCGGCGAUGCGGCUCCUGUUGGAGGAGGCGCGAAAGCUGCCGCGCUGGCAGCAGGCUGCAACGACGACGGCGGCGCCCACGAACGUCCAGUACGCGGGCUGCGUCGGCGGCGGCGGCUUCGAGAUGGUGGACCGGAGGCUGGAGCUGUGGUCCAAGAUGAAGCGCGACGUGCAGCUCCUCGUGUCGGUCCAGGAGCAGGCGGCGGCGGACGAAGAGGAGCAGCACCUCGCCGCCGUCUUCCAGGAGGCGUCGCUGGCGGCCAUCGACCGCGCGAUGCACCGCGACAUUUACCUGGCCGCGGUUUAUGCGAGCAAGCAGACGCGAUGCCACUCGGUCGGGUGCCAACAAGUGAAGGACUGAGAACUCGAUCGACACCAGUAGAUUAAGUGGGCAUGACGUCAAUAACUAAUUGAUUACCUACCUAGCCGCUUGUACUAGUCAUGCUCUACUUUAUAUUACUUUAAAAGAUACAUUUCGUUGUGUAAUCAUCUUAUGGUUCAUCAUCGUCAUGUGCUCCACUAUAUACUGUCUCAGAUCUAUAUUCAUCA